CGCUGGCGAGGGCCGCGUCCGCCUGCUGGACCUGGGGCCGAACGUGGCGCAGGAGCGGAUUCGGCUGGGCGACGCGUCUGAGGAGGCCCCGGAGUCCGCUGGAGUGCCCUCGCCUUCGGAGGACGGCGCGGGCUCGGAGUCGGCCGAGUAUUGAGGGUCCCGCUAGUGGUAACAUUGGUGACCCGGGUAGAGACACGCCGAGGAUUGUGGACUGGGAGUGUGAGGACUGCGAGUGUUGGGAGUGUGCGUGCUCCGAUUCGUGUGAGGACUGGAGUGCUGACUGUUGAGUGUGCGGGUUCGUAACUUAUAAAGUGUUAGGAUUUUCACCGUUUCACUAUUGUGCCUUUGAGCUGGCUCGCUUUUAGCUUACGAUGUGUUGGGUUAUGGAGCUUUUAGCUUUCGUAUCCCAUUUUGGCUCUUACCUUUACAGCUUUUAAGUGUGGUACGUUGACAGGUCGUUGGGUGUGUACAUAUGGCAAGGUAUGAGUGUGACAUGGGUCGAGUACUCAUAAUGCAAGCUUUCUGGGUCCAUUUCGGUGCGUUUUACAAUGUUUUUACCUUCCGUAUCGUACCAGAGGUGAGGUCCCUAUGCAGCUU
Messenger RNA from Pollicipes pollicipes, 597 nucleotides. RefSeq lists its product as uncharacterized. The record is from RefSeq and is a predicted model, not a curated record. Lineage: Eukaryota; Metazoa; Arthropoda; Thecostraca; Pollicipedomorpha; Pollicipedidae.